Pongo pygmaeus (Bornean orangutan) is the source of this 3135-nucleotide messenger RNA. It is a transcript of the gene FANCB, whose product is annotated as FA complementation group B. The record is from RefSeq and is a predicted model, not a curated record. Gene Ontology annotation, cellular component: Fanconi anaemia nuclear complex. NCBI's taxonomy places the organism in Eukaryota, Metazoa, Chordata, Mammalia, Primates, Hominidae. Gene Ontology annotation, biological process: replication-born double-strand break repair via sister chromatid exchange; interstrand cross-link repair; positive regulation of double-strand break repair via homologous recombination.
UUAUUAUUCAUACAUUUUGAUGGAAUAUAACUAAUAUGUUUAUUUUCUCUAAACCAUAGUUUCGUAAGUAUAAGCCACACCUUUGAUUUACCUACCCUAUCUUCUUUACUGAUGAAGCUGAAACUACUUUGUGAUGCCUGUUGUCCCAGAUCUUUCUGUUAAUUGCCUAACAACAAACCAGUUUAGAAACAUCAACUGGAAUCAAUUUGCAUUUGAAAAUUAGAUCAGCACAAAGACUUGAUAUUGUGGAAUGACUAGCAAACAAGCAAUGUCAUCUAACGAACAAGAAAGGCUCUUGUGUUAUAAUGGGGAAGUCCUUGUUUUCCAGUUGUCUAAAGGAAAUUUUGCAGAUAAAGAGCCUACAAAAACACCCAUAUUACAUGUCAGAAGAAUGAUAUUUGACAGAGGAACAAAAGUAUUUGUUCAGAAGUCCACUGGAUUUUUUACCAUAAAGGAAGAAAACUCUCAUUUAAAAAUCAUGUGUUGCAACUGUGUGUCAGAUUUCAGAACUGGAAUUAAUCUCCCUUACAUUGUGAUAGAAAAAAAUAAAAAGAAUAAUGUUUUUGAAUAUUUUUUACUAAUCCUUCACAGUACCAAUAAAUUUGAAAUGCGUUUGAGUUUUACACUAGGCUAUGAGAUGAAGGAUGGCCUAAGGGUCCUUAAUGGCCCUUUAAUUUUAUGGAGGCAUAUCAAAGCAUUCUUCUUUAUCUCUUCUCAAACUGGCAAAGUUGUUAGUGUGUCAGGUAACUUUUCCUCUAUUCAGUGGGCAGGGGAGAUUGAAAAUUUAGGUAUGGUUUUAUUGGGACUAAAGGAAUGUUGUUUAUCUGAGGAAGAAUGUACUCAAGAGCCUUCAAAAUCAGAUUAUGCAAUUUGGAAUACCAAAUUUUGUGUAUAUUCUCUUGAAAGUCAAGAAGUAUUAAGUGAUAUAUACAUUAUUCCUCCUGCUUACAGCAGUGUGGUGACUUGUGUACAUAUUUGUGCAACUGAGAUCAUCAACAACCAGUUAAGAAUAUCUCUCAUUGCCCUUACUCGAAAGAAUCAGCUGAUUUCAUUUCAGAAUGGAACUCCUAAAAGUGUGUGCCAGCUUCCAUUUGGAGAUCCUUGUGCAGUUCAGCUUAUGGAUUCAGGUGGAGGAAACCUCUUUUUCGUUGUAUCCUUUAUAUCCAGUAAUGCUUGUGCUGUAUGGAAAGAGAACUUUCAGGUUGCUGCUAAAUGGGAAAAACUUAGCUUAGUACUGAUAGAUGACUUUAUUGGAAGUGGAACUGAACAAGUACUCCUGCUUUUUAAGGACUCCUUGAACUCAGAUUGCCUGACUUCAUUUAAAAUAACAGAUCUUGGAAAAAUAAAUUAUUCAAGUGAACCAUCGUAUUGCAAUGAAGAUGACUUAUUUGAAGACAAACAAGAGAAUCGUUACCUGGUGGUUCCACCUCUAGAAACAGGACUGAAAGUUUGUUUUUCUUCUUUUCGGGAAUUAAGGGAGCAUCUCUUGCUUAAGGAAAAAAUUAUUUCAAAAUCUUACAAAGCUUUAAUAAACCUGGUUCAAGGAAAAGAUGAUAAUACAUCAAGUGCAGAGGAGGUAAAAGAAUGUCUUGUUCCUCUUUGUGGUGAAGAAGAAAAUUCUGUCCAUAUCUUAGAUGAAAAGUUAUCAGACAAUUUUCAAGAUUCAGAACAGCUAGUAGAGAAGAUAUGGUACCGUGUAAUGGAUGAUAGCUUGGUUGUUGGAGUGAAAACUACGUCUUCUUUGAAGCUGUCCCUGAAUGAUGUGACUUUAUCAUUGUUAAUGGAUCAAGCCCAUGACUCCAGAUUUCGGCUUCUUAAGUGUCAAAAUAGAGUGAUUAAGUUGAGUACAAAUCCUUUCCCAGCACCAUACUUGAUGCCAUGUGAAAUAGGAUUGGAAGCAAAAAGGGUCAAGUUGACCCCUGAUAGCAAGAAAGAGGAAAGCUUUGUUUGUGAACACCCAUCUAAGAAAGAGUGUGUACAGAUAAUUACUGCUGUAACAUCUCUUUCACCACUUUUAGCAUUCAGUAAAUUUUGUUGCACUGUACUGCUACAAAUUAUGGAGAGAGAAAGUGGUAACUGUCCUAAAGAUCGUUAUGUUGUGUGUGGCAGAGUUUUUUUAAGUCUAGAAGAUCUUUCCACUGGGAAGUACCUACUGACAUUUCCAAGGAAGAAACCUAUAGAGCACAUGGAAGAUCUUUUUGCACUUCUUGCAGCAUUCCACAAAUCUUGUUUUCAAAUCACAUCACCCGGCUAUGCCCUGAAUUCAAUGAAGGUGUGGCUCUUAGAACAUAUGAAAUGUGAAAUAAUCAAAGAAUUUCCAGAAGUGUACUUUUGUGAAAGGCCGGGAAGUUUCUAUGGGACACUCUUCACUUGGAAACAGAGAACACCAUUUGAAGGGAUUUUAAUAAUCUAUUCCAGGAAUCAAACAGUUAUGUUCCAGUGCCUUCAUAAUCUCAUCAGAAUUCUCCCUAUAAACUGUUUCCUCAAAAAUCUAAAAUCAGGAAGUGAGAAUUUCCUAAUUGAUAAUGUGGCAUUUACUUUGGAGAAGGAACUAGUCACCCUUAGUUCUCUUUCUUCUGCCAUAGCUAAACAUGAAAGCAAUUUUAUGCUGAGGUGUGAAGUGAGCAAAGGAAAGAGUAGUGUCGUCGCGGCUGCUUUAUCAGACAGAAGGGAAAAUAUCCAUCCUUACAGAAAAGAACUUCAGAGAGAAAAGAAGAAAAUGUUGCAAACGAACCUAAAAAUCACAUGUUGUGGGGAAAGCCAGCCAACCUGCCAUGAGGACACUCAAGCAGCCCUAGGAAGAGUCCUACCUUGCAAAGAUCCUGCUAACCGCCAGCAAGGAAUUGAGAACUCCAACUGCCAGCUUUUGGACUGGAAUCAACACCACCAGCUCUCCUGGUUCUCAGAUCUUCAGACUUGGACUGGAACUAUAUCAUUGGCUCUCCUGGAUCUCCAGCUUGCUGACUGCAGAUCUUGGGACUACUCAGCUUCGAUAAUCAUCCACGUUGGAAACCCCAGUCAAGCCUUCAGAUGACUAAAGCCUGAACUGACAUCUCGAUUGCCAAUGUGCAAGAGAUGCUGAGCCAGAACUCCCAGCUAAGCUACUUCUAAAUUCCUGACCCACAGAAAGUAUGU